Messenger RNA from Populus trichocarpa (black cottonwood), 1078 nucleotides. RefSeq names its product methyl jasmonate esterase 1. The record is from RefSeq and is a predicted model, not a curated record. Lineage: Eukaryota; Viridiplantae; Streptophyta; Magnoliopsida; Malpighiales; Salicaceae. Gene Ontology annotation, biological process: salicylic acid metabolic process; jasmonic acid metabolic process. The coding region runs from base 84 to 953 and encodes 289 amino acids. Gene Ontology annotation, molecular function: methyl jasmonate esterase activity; methyl indole-3-acetate esterase activity; methyl salicylate esterase activity. The transcript has 3 exons.
AUAAACUGCGAGCAGAGUCUGACUUUAAAACUCAUAUAAGCCUAAGGAUAAGCCUUGUAGAAACCUAGCACUUCAAGAGAAGCAUGGAGCAAGCAAAGAAACAUUUGGUGUUAAUUUCCAUUUUCAUCAUCCUUCUCAAUAUUGCAACCAAUAAGGCCUUAUCGCAGCCACUCCAUAAUCCUAGCAAGCAUUUUGUGCUAGUUCACGGGGCAGGCCAUGGUGCCUGGUGUUGGUACAAACUUGUGCCUCUAUUAAGAUCAUCAGGUCACAAUGUUACCACUAUAGAUUUAGCAGCUUCUGGGAUUGACCCGCGGCAGAUUAGCGAUCUUCAAUCAAUAUCUGACUAUAUUAGGCCGUUGAGAGAUCUUCUGGCAUCUCUACCACCAAAUGAAAAGGUUAUCCUUGUUGGUCAUAGCUUAGGGGGAUUGGCACUUUCUCAAACCAUGGAGAGACUUCCAAGCAAGAUUUCCGUGGCUGUUUUCCUUACUGCCGUCAUGCCAGGCCCUUCCCUUAACAUUUCCACUCUUAGUCAAGAGCUUGCAAGAAGGCUAACUGAUAUGUUAGACACCCGCUACACAUUCGGUAAUGGCCCGAAUAACCCACCAACAUCUCUUACCUUUGGGCCCAAAUACCUACUUUUAAGAUUGUAUCAGCUCAGUCCAAUUGAGGACUGGACAUUGGCCACAACACUGAUGAGGGAAACACGUCUAUUUACUGAUCAAGAAUUGUCAAGGGACCUUGUACUAACGAGGGAGAAAUAUGGCUCGGUUAAAAGAGUUUUUAUCAUUGCAGAGAAAGAUUUGACCUUGGAGAAAGAUUUUCAACAAUGGAUGAUCCAAAAAAAUCCACCCAAUGAAGUGAAAGAGAUACUAGGAUCCGAUCACAUGUCCAUGAUGUCUAAACCUAAGGAACUUUGGGCUUGUCUGCAAAGAAUUUCUAAGAAAUAUAAUUGAUGCCCAUAUAUUUCUAGGAUUAUAUAUGAAUAAUAAAUUAAAAUAAGGUGUUUCCGUUACUGCCUCAACAUUUCUACUCUUAAUAAAGAGCUACUGGGUAAUUGCGUUUUUUUCCUUGCUCUUAA